This is a messenger RNA of Carassius gibelio (silver crucian carp), 2563 nucleotides long. Its product is annotated as forkhead box protein N2. Gene Ontology annotation, molecular function: cis-regulatory region sequence-specific DNA binding; DNA-binding transcription factor activity. The coding region runs from base 771 to 1892 and encodes 373 amino acids. The record is from RefSeq and is a predicted model, not a curated record. Gene Ontology annotation, cellular component: nucleus. Gene Ontology annotation, biological process: regulation of DNA-templated transcription. The transcript has 4 exons. Lineage: Eukaryota; Metazoa; Chordata; Actinopteri; Cypriniformes; Cyprinidae.
GGGCAAAACCCUGCAAUCGUUUAUAAGUAGGUUUUACACCAAAUAUGAGUACCAGUCGCCAACAUUAAGGCCCAAAAUAAAAUUUCCACCAGACUUCGCUGAGUGCCUCUUUAAGGAGGCGCGCCGGCUGCAAAGCGUCCUUCUGGUUUCCAAGGAAACGUGGGAAAGAAAAGAACGCAGACAGAACGGAAAAGUGCGAGACAUAACCGCUUCUUUUUCAGAACACUGAGAGAAACUUUAAACUUACAACAGAACCGACUCGGAAAUUGGAUGCUUUAAAUUCAUCUCUACUUAUUUAGGUGGGUUUUUCGUUCUUCUUUUGCUCCUUUGUCUUGACAUAAAUGCUUCACGCAAGCAUGAACGCUUGGGCAAUUAUUCUUAAAGUAACUUAAUAUGCUUGAGCCAUUUCCUGAGGUGUAUAGACCAUGUGGCCUGGCUUUCUGUGUCUGUCAUGUCAUGUGAUAUAUAAAUCGAUUAUUCUAUAUAUAUAUACAUAUAUGUGUGUGUGUGUGUGUGUACGUAUUAACUUAUUUUAAUUCUCUAAAAAGUUUAGCGCCACUUGAAAGGUGUUUAUUUCUCGGUUGAUUACCUUGCUCAAUCAUUUACUCGCUUGUGCAGUCAGUAUUGAAAUAAUAAAUGACCCUUCUAUGGAAGGUUAAUGACUUUUAUAGCUUCCUUCCUGGGUUUAAGAACUAUUUGUUUGUUUAUUUAUGAAAACGGCUUCUCUGUGUGCUUUUUUUUUUUUUUUUUUCAUUUAAUAGGACGUUUGAAUGUGUGUACAUGUGCACGAUGCAUUAAUAUUACUCUGUGUUUCUGCAGUUCAACGGGUGAAUGUGUGGAUCCGGCAUCUUGCUGCUGUGAGACAGAUGGAGAAAUACACACAAGCACUGCCACCCCAUUCUCCUCUACAUUCCCCCCAAAGUGAUUCAGAAGCUCUGUCCCGAUCCCCCUCUCGUCCACAGCCUGCCGCUGUUCAGCUUGUGUCCCUCCCUUCCACCCUAACCACCCCAGCCUCCUGUCUAUACUCAGCCCCUCAGGUGUCUGGAGGGCCACACUGCCUCAGUCCCUCCACAGUAUCUGACCAGGAUGACCUGACCUGCCUCAGCUGGCUGCAUCAAAGAGGGAACCUGUUGCCCCUGCAGCCACUGACCAAAAUCACCACACUGCCCCAGACAUUAGACUCGAUUCCUGUCCAACAGCUGCUUUCCUCCCCUGCCAAGCCCCCGUACUCUUUCAGCAGUCUCAUCUUUAUGGCAAUAGAAGAUUCUCCCGAGAAGAGGCUCCCUGUGAAAAGUAUUUAUCAGUGGAUUGUCGACAACUUCCCCUAUUAUAAAGAGGCUCCCGGUGGAUGGAGGAAUUCGGUCCGACACAACCUUUCCUUGAGCAAGAGCUUCCAACGAAUACAUCGAGACAAGAGUCAAUCUGUCGGAAAAGGCUCAUUAUGGCGUGUUUGUCCAGAACAUCGGCCAGCUCUUCUGGAAGUUCUCAGAAAAACACAUUAUUGUCAUCGUACCAACAGCAGCUUGCUGAACAAGCGUGUUUUGUUGGAGGCGGCUGAUGAUGGGCAGAACACCUUGGGUGAGACCAUGGAAAUUUCAGAUCUAGAUUUUUUGUCUUCAAACCUGCCGUGCUCUUUGACACCAGAUCAUGAGGAGCUGGUCCCCAUGGAGUCUGUGGAACUGACAGAGGUUGCCGGCGAGGAUUUGGAGAAAGAUCCAUUGGCAGACAGUGGUUACAUUGAGUUACACUAUUACCAGUAUCAGCAGUAUCAGUACCUGGUUCUUCCAGGAGACAGUGAGCUGGACCUGGAGUCGGUUGAGAUACUGCAGCUUGAUGCAGAGGCUCAGGAGGCUGCCGGAUCACUGCUUGACCUCGCGGGAGGCAAUCACUGACAGCUUGCCUGUGUGCUGUGUACAAGCAUGGGGAGAUGGGGCCACUGUGAGAACUCUAGGCUUGAUGUACUAUUGGCACUUUAUAACUGCCUAAAACUUUACUUACUUUCAUGAAAGGUGCAACAUAAGCAAUUCCAAAUAAUCUAGUGAUUUGAAAAGACAUUUGCAGGGACUGACAACAGCACUGUGAGUGUAUCCUUGGUAUUAGUGUAUAAUAGGUAUUAAAGCAUCUGCAAAAUGCUUUCAUAAAGAAAGAACAAAAAAUAUUUAUUGUUUAUUGACAUGGUUGAAAGCUACUAUUUAAUGCACUUCCAUACCAUUUUUAAGUCCCUUCCAUUAAGAUUACUCUAAGAUUUGUUGUGUUUUUACAUUCAGAUCAGAGGGAUAAAGUUCUGAUGUGAUUUUAUUUUAGUUUUACAGUAUGAAAUUGUUCAAAAUUAUGAACAUGUUCAAGUAUUAUUGAUAUAAACUGCCAGUUGUUAGAUUGGGAACAUGGAAAGAUUAAUAUCUAAUCCUGAUUUCUUGUUGAUUAUUGUCAUGCUACUGCAUUCUGUAGCUAUUCGUUUUCUGUGUAGUAAAAUGCAAGUCUUAUUUUGCUCUAUUGAUGUGUUUAUUUUAUUUUUUUUAGUUUAUUAUGUUUUAACAGGUUGAUCUUCUUAAUGUGUAACUCA